Molecule: messenger RNA, 10943 nt
Organism: Triplophysa dalaica
Lineage: Eukaryota; Metazoa; Chordata; Actinopteri; Cypriniformes; Nemacheilidae
Gene: ylpm1
Product: YLP motif containing 1
Exons: 19
Coding region: 226-5616 (1796 amino acids)
Biological process (GO): regulation of telomere maintenance
Cellular component (GO): nucleus
Source: RefSeq, a predicted model, not a curated record
UCACGCUCAUGCUGGCUGGAGCAAAAGGACUGUCGUGCUAGCGUAGUCUUUGCUAAAACGGUAUUUUAUGUUUUUCAUAUUUGUAAAGUAAAAACAUUAGUUGGCAUUUUCUUUUAAUAGUUACAGUUAACGCUAUUUAUAUUUGCAAAGUUGUAGCAAUAAGUAACCGGUCUCAUGCGAUCAGGCGGCUAGGCCUCGUCUGGUCCGCAGUGUUUCGAAGCAAGAAUGCAUCCUUCUUGGGGCGGUUACGGAGGGGGACACCAGCCUCCUCCACACGCCGGCCCGCGGCCGCAUCAGUUCAGAGCAUCUCAGCCUGCAGGAGGAGGACAUGGGGGUUAUGGAGCUCCAACAACUAUUACAGGGUCAUCUAAUUUCUCUAGUUUUCAUGAACAACAUUUACAACAGAUGCAGCAGUUGCAGCAGCUCCAUCAAAAGCAACUUCAGUCUGUACUGCACCACUCCGGGGGCAGUGGUCCUGGAUUUGGCAGCGGCCCUCCAUCAUACUGGCAAACAAGCGGUGCUGAUCAUUCAGCGCCCCCAAACAAUUUUCAAGACCCAUUAUCCAUUAAAGGAUCUGCGGGCCUUCCUCAGCUUCCACUGUCGGAACCGAAGCCUCCACCCCCCGAGUCCUCAUUUUCAUCUGCAGCGCAGAAUCAAGCUCCAAAACCAAAGGUUAGCGAAGCCAGCGGGUUGGAAGCGGAUAAAAAGCCCGACUUUUCUUCGAUGUCUCAACAGGAGCAGCAGGACUAUUGGUACGAGCAGCACCGUCAGAAUUUACAGAAGCUUAAAAAUGAAACGUCGAAGCAGAACCAGAAUUUAGUCAGUAACUCAUCAAGUGGAAACAGCCAAGAUCCACCACCUCCAGCUGAACCCCCCAAAAGUGCCCCUCCACCGCCACCUCCCAAUGAAGAGCCCCCUCCACCUCCACCACCCGAGGAAACAAAGCCCAGUGGUAUUAGUGAUGCAGGAGACCCAGCGGAAGUCGCCCGUCUACAGCAGCUUCAAGCAGCAGCUGCACAUUGGCAGCAAGUGCAACAUCAGAGGGCCAGCUUUCAGUACCAGGCCCUGAUGCAAGAGCAUGCUCAACUACAACAGAUCCUGCAGCAGUACCAACAGAUUAUUCAACAGCCAGCACAUCUCCAGACAAUGCCCCCGGACAUGCAGUUGCAACACUAUGAAUUACAACAACAGCGGUUUGCUCCAUUGUUCCAAGAAUGGGACAGACACUUUAGAUUGUGGCUAGAACAGUUUCAGUCAUAUCCACACAAAGACCAGCUACAGGAUUAUGAAGCGCAGUGGAGACAAUGGCAAGAACAAAUGAAUUCAACUUCCUCUCAUCUGCAAGAAAGAGUCACAAGUCUUAGAGCUAUGCAGCAUCCCUAUGGUACUGGUCCUGCUUAUGGAGGCAUGAUGGGACAAUAUGGACAAAAUAGGCCCCCAGGACCAAAUGGAAACAUUCAUUUAACCAGCCCAGGGGUCCCAUCUAUGCCUCAACCUGUUAACAUGGAUGCCAUUUCUGGACAUGGUCCUCCAGAUUCUGGACCAGUUAUUACACAAGUUCCAUCAUCUUCAAAACCUCCAGAAGUUUACUCGCCUGCUGUGAAAGAUUCUGUUCCUGAAACAUAUAAAACUACUGGAUCUGCCGGAGGACCAGGCAUUAGACCUCCCGGACCCAUUGGAAAUCAAAGAUUUGAGGGUACCAGAGGCCCACGGUUUGAUCAGCAACAACAGCAACGGUUCAGUGGGCCACCUAGGUUUGACAAUUGUCAGCGGUUUAACAGACCUCCCAGAGCCAGUGCUCCUUGUCCAGAGGCUGUAAGGAUAUUUGACAAUCCUCCUAGGCAGAAUCUACCCACACGCUUUGAAAGACCACCACCUCAACAGCCAGAGUUUCGUCCGCAGUCCAGUCUUGGUCCUGGCAAUCAAACAAAACAACAGUCAUCUAAACCUGAUGUACCACCAUCAUCUCGAUCUCAUACAGGUCCAGAAAAAAUAAAAAAUUCUGUUGAUGAUGAAAAAGAUGGUGCUACCACUUCUCAGUCACUGACAGAUGACAUAUUGGACUCGGAGGAUGGAUUUUUUGUUCAGAGCGGACCCAUUCCUCAAAGUCAGGAUAAAACUUCUGAAGUUGUAAUUUUACAGCUUGCUAAACCGGAUAAGAUGAAAGCAGAUGAUAUGAAAACAUCAUUACCUUCAGAAAGUUUAACCACCACAAACAAAAACCCCAAAAAUUCUGCCUCACAACCUCCUAAAGCUGGUCAUAGGACUAAUGGGCCACCACAACAAACAAAGCUUUCUCAACAUGACCAGUUUAAACCUGAUGCCCCUAAGGAGGCUCCCAGAGGCUCACAGGAUAUAAAUCAGACAGUCCAGCCGCAUGGCAUACGUGGAAGAGGAAGGGGCCAAGGCCCGAUACCUCCACAAGGCAGGGGCCAAGUCCCGAUACCUCCUCGAGGCAGGGGCCAAGUCCCGAUACCUCCUGGAGGCAGGGGCCAAGUCCCGAUACCUCCUCGAGGCAGGGGCCAACUCCCGAUACCUCCUCGAGGCAGGGGUCAAGUCCCGAUACCUCCUCGAGGCAGGGGCCAAGUCCCGAUACCUCCUCGAGGCAGGGGCCAAUUCCCGAUACCUCCUCGAGGCAGGGGCCAAGUCCCGAUACCUUCUCGAGGCAGGGGUCGUGGACGUGGUCGAGGGCAGUUCGGAGGACAGGAUCCCAACACUCCGAGAGAAAAUAUGGAGGAGGCUCCAUAUGAUCACCAGGCAUCUGAAGACACGCCCAGAGAGGACCAUGAUUUGGCCUGGAGAGAGCCCUCUUUAGAUGAACCUGAAAGAGUGGAUGACCAGGGUGCACCCUAUGAGAUGUGGCAUCCAGAGGAGCUCCACCUGUCAGAACCAUACCAUGAACAGCCUAGAGAUAGAAGAAUUCCGGUGGGUCUCAGUGAGCAUCUAGACCGCACCCAUUCAGAAGAGCACUGGGAGGAACCAUCACAAGAUUACUGGGAGGAGGAGGAUUCAUACUGGACAGAAAGAAGACCUCCCAUCAACACUAGACUUCCAUUUCCUCCAGGUGGCCCUAGAAGGCCCCCUUUUCAACCCCGGUUUAUGCAUCAUGGCCCAAUACGACCCCCUCCUCCUGGGUGUAUGGAACAGGGACCUCCACACAUGAAUCGUGGGGGUUUAGGCCCACGAUUGAGGCGUGGUGCAGGCCCAUGGAGACCUCCACCACCACGACAGCCACCUGUACCACAUGAAGGCUUGAGAGAACCUGAUCAACCUGAAUAUGCUGAUGAAGUGGAGAGAGAUCCUGGAUGGCAUGGAAGAGGACUUCAACGGCCUCCUUUACCUCCUCAUGAAAUAAUAGCUAGAGGUGCAAGACCACCCAUGAGACCCCCAAUGCCAAGGGACAGGUGGAGUAGAGAGAUGGCUCAUGAAGGAGCACAUGAGGAGGAAUAUCAAUGUAGCCCUGAGGAUUUUAGGUACAAAAGGCCAGCUCAUGAAUAUUCAGAUUACGAGCAAGAUGAAGAGUAUUACAGUUCUCAUGAUGAAUGGGGCAGGAGGCAUCCUGAUCGAGAUUAUCCACCACAUGGUCCACCAGAGCCCAUUAGAGAAAAUCGGUGGUUAGAAGAAAGUGAAAGAGUGUUCCCAUAUGAGGAAGAGGGAUUAUAUAAUGAAGAAAGAAGGCCUGGUUAUCCUGAUGACCCACCAUAUGGUGAAAGGGAGCCUCCAUUUCACUCUCAGCCUGACUGGGAUAGGGCCCCACCUCCACCCCCAACAGAAAGAGGUUAUUCUCAUCCGGUUUGUGAAUCUAAUGCACAUUUUGAGAGAAACCUAGAUCCCUCAGCUGGCCUGCCCCCAUCUCAAGCACCAGACACCCCACAUGAGCAGUCUUCACCUGGUGCAGCUAAAACUGUACUUGCUCUUUCUCAAAGGCAGCAUGAGAUCAUCCUCAAAGCUGCCCAGGAGCUGAAAAUGAUAAGAGAACUGCAGGAAACUAAGACGUUAGGAGAAGCUGUCAACCAAGAAUCGAUUGGGUUGCCUUCACUUCCCCCUGGUAUUCUUGGAUUGGAAAUUCCACCUGAGGUUAAAAGUGCUCUUCAUGCUACCAAUUUAUUAUCAGAAAAAGGACAUACUACUGAUAAACCCAUAGAAGUUGGCUUGCUCCCUUCAAAUCAAACGGCAGACUUUACUUCAUCAGCACCUGUCCCUACUGCCACCUUCAUUACUAAAACAGUGGACUAUGGGCAUGGGCGUGAUGUGGGUACUACGGUGGAAAGAAUUUCUUAUGGAGAGAGGAUAGUGUUAAGGCCUGGCCCAAUGCCACAUGAACGACCUUAUGAGAAAGGGUUAGAGCCACUUGGCUACCGAGAUCCCUACUAUGACAGAAGAAAUGACCCAUAUGGUGGUCCCAGGAGUUACGACAGGGAGUGGGAGCGAGAUCCGUACAGGGAUAAACCACCUAUGGACUAUGAAAAAGACAGAUAUGAAAGAGACCGUUACUUACAAGAUGAACGUCCUCCACUCGGGCCUCGUCCAGGGCAUAGGGAUAGAGAAAGAGACUACCCAAGCCGCUUGAGCAGGGAGCGAGAAAUGUUUAACCGGACAGGAUAUGACAGAUCUUCCUAUGAACGGAGUCUUGAGCAUUACGAGCAUGGGUCCUCAAGCUAUGCAAAUGAUCGGAGGAGUUAUUCAGAUGAGCGCCCUCCUCCAUCCUCAUCAGUGCCCCCUUCUACAUCUGUUGCUCCUCCUCGUGUGGAGAAGAAACCAGAGACAAAGAAUGCUGAAGACAUCCUCAAACCCCCAGGGCGAGAAACCAGACCUGAAAGGAUUGUGGUCAUAAUGCGUGGAUUACCGGGAAGCGGCAAAAGUCAUGUAGCAAAACUUAUUAGGGACAAAGAAGUUGAAUGUGGUGGUGCGCCACCCAGAGUCCUGGGUCUGGAUGAUUAUUUCAUGACUGAAGUGGAAAAGGUUGAGAAGGACCCUGAUACUGGGAAACGUGUCAAGCACAAGGUGCUUGAAUAUGAAUAUGAACCAGAAAUGGAAGACACAUAUCGAAGCAGUAUGCUGAAAACAUUCAAAAAAACACUGGAUGAUGGAUUCUUUCCUUUCAUAAUUCUGGAUGCCAUCAAUGAUAGGGCGAAGUACUUUGAUCAGUUCUGGAGUGCUGCUAAGACAAAAGGAUUUGAGGUUUAUUUGGCUGAAAUUACUGCUGAUCAUCAAACAUGUGCAAAGAGAAACAUACAUGGACGGACACUAAAGGAUAUUACAAAGGUUGCCAAUGGCUGGGAAUCUGCUCCACCCCAUAUGGUACGACUUGACAUCAGGUCACUACUUCAGGACGCUGCUAUUGAAGAUGUGGAAAUGGAAGACUUCAACCCAUCUGAAGAAGAACCAAAAGCUGAAUUGAAAAAGGAUGACGAUGAUGAGGCAGAUCUGAUAAGCUGGACGGUCUGGCUGGUGGAGGGAAGAGAAAACGUCAUGCUGAUGUGGGCAUGGAGGAUUUCCUUCAACUGCCUGAUGAUUACGCCAGUCGCAUGUCUGAACCCGGCAAAAAGAGGGUACGCUGGGCCGAUCUUGAGGAGAAGAAGGAUGCAGAUAGAAAGCGUGCAAUUGGUUUUGUAGUUGGUCAAACAGACUGGGAGAAAAUCACAGAUGAGACUGGCCAGCUUGCACAAAAAGCUCUUAACCGCACAAAGUAUUUUUAAGGCAUUUUGUAAAGACAUUCUUUGUACAGCAUUUAAGGUGGGUUUCUUAAUCUCAAAAACUUAAAUAUUUAUUUAGCUUUUUAAAUUGAUAGCUACAGACAUGACUUAUUUCUUGUGAACAUUUAACGAAAUUUACAUUGUGCAUGAUUAUGUCCAUAUAUACCCCUCAUAAUUUAUCAUUACUUUGAUAACUUUUUAUGGGAUAGUUCACACAAAAAUGAUAAUUAUUUCAAACCCGUUUGUCUUUCUUCUACUGAACAAAAAAGAAAGUAUUUUGAAGAACAGCAUCCAAACAACUGUGGUAAUCGUUGACUUGCAUUGUUUUUGUUGCCAUAACAUAAAGUAGUGGGGCACAUUUUGAUACUUGAAAAUGUAAACAAAUUUGAGCUAUCAAUAUUAAGUUAAACUAAAUAGCAUGUAGCACAAGAAAUGCAGGCAAAACACAUAUGAAAUAAUAUUAUUGAAAUAAACUUGAAUAAAUCUUAAAGAAUCCUAAGGAUUUCAGUGCUUGCUUUCUAGAUCAGGGGUUCCCAAAUUUUUCAGACCACGACCCCCAAUAUUAGACUGCUGACGACACGCGUCUUUUCGCAUAAAUACGUUGAGCCAAAUUGCAUGAGUACAUCCAACGCGGCUUUCGACGACUGUGGAUAUUCCAGCGCAACAGAAACCCAGAACUUGAACAGUUCUAUCAGCGCAUCUUCCAUAUCUGACGCCAGAUUAUUUUCCGUGGUUACAUUAAAUGGUGACCUUAUCCAGUCAUAUUGGUCGGGAAGUUUUAUUUCCAGUUUAUUUCAAUUAUCCUAAAUUUAUACUCGCAUCAUUACUACCUUUUUUAACAUAUACAUUUUUUUUUUUAAAUUAAGUUUCUGUAAAUCAUCUCGCAGCCCCCCUCCCCCCACUACAGGGGGUCGUGACCCCCACUUUGGGAACCACUGUUCUAGAUGACAGUAAACUCACAUUUAACUUUUAAAACAUUAAAUGGCUGAAAAAUAGACAAUAUUUUAAGUAUAUCUCAAAUACCUUUAAACCAAUGACCAAUAGAAAUAAAUUCCAUGUAUACCAUUGUUUCCGUCAUUCAUCGGCAGUCGUUGUUGUCGAGCCCUUUUCGUUUCGUGUUCUGCGGAAGACAGAAUCAUACGGGUUUGUCAUGAUUUACUCACCCUCUUGUCAUUUUAAUUUUCUUUUUUUGGGUGAACUGUUCCUUAAAAGUAGUUUAAGGCGUCAUUUACAUGACUUGUGUGACAAUAAAAACAUUUUUAUAUUAUACUGUCUAUAUCAGAAAAUAAACUAUUCUGUAUAAUGUAUAAUUCAGCCAUUUUUUCAUUUUGCAGGUCAUCAGUCCAUGAAAUUCUUUUCCAUACUUUGCUGUCUGCUGAAGAAAGGUCCUUGUCCCUUGUUAAGAUACAGACAUUUACAGUAUACAUUUAUUUGAUAGUACAUGUGAAACCUUGGAGUAAUAUCUUGAAGAAUAAUUUUUGUUUUAUCUUAUUUUUAGUAGGUUAAGCAUUGUGUGAAGUUUUGUGUAUGUAGUAAAUAUGAUUGUAGUUGGGAUUCCUUAGGUGAUAUUCCUUUUUUACAUUUUAUUACAAUAUAUUUCAAUGUAUUUGUCCAUGAGAAGUUCUUGUGUUCACCACAUCAAAUAAAGGUUAAAAACAGCCUAAAAAACCUUCAUACAACAAUUUGUGCAAUGGGGAAAGUCUUUAUAUUAUUAACGCAAGACACAAUACAUGUAAACUUGGUUUGCUAGCUUGGGGUCACAAAUGAUUGACAGACCUUAUCAUGAUGUGAUUGGCUUUGCUAACUUUUACCUGACUGGCCACACAUUUUGUCAGCACUUUGAAAGAACAUUUAAUUUAUCCAAUGCCAUAUUGCAACCUGAACACUACACAUUUAAUUUAAAACAUUCAUUUAUUGCUCCAAUACAUUUUUUUAAGUAAGCUUUGUUAAACAUCCCUCACUUUGGAUCUUCUUUAUUUUUCCCGAGAAAUUAAUCCAAUGAAUACACAAUGGGUAUUACAUCACUUGUAUUGUCAAGUGCUCUACCCUCCAGUGAUGUUCAUUAAAUGCUCAAUUUUAUUAAGCUGUAACAAUGGACAGAACGUUCUGUAAAUUGAUAUAGUAAAAAUAAUUACACUAAAGGUAAGUGCGAAGAGACUAAUUAUUAAUGUUUCAUUAGUACUGCACCUGAAAUGUCUGGUAUCAUUUCAAGUGAGAAAACUUUAUAUUAUUAUGAUAUUAUCAAUUUUAUAAACUGUUUAUUGUAUAAUGCUCUUUUGAUUAAUUUUAUAUAUGAACCUUAAUGUCUGCAACAACAUAUUCUGGGGUAACAUGAUAAUAAAAUGUGGCAGAUUGCUGGCAGCUUAAAAAUGAAGAAUUAUAGAAUUAAAAAGUCAAAUCUUUGGAACGAUAUUAUUAACCAAUUUACAGUCCUUGUUUAUAUUAUUGGCAUUCUUUUUAAAUAUGAGCAAAGAAUGCUUUGGAAAUAAAUUGGCAUUUAUCCUUUUGAUCUUUGACAAAAAUAAUGUACCCUUAAAGUUAAACAAUCGAAGGCAAACACAAUAUUUUUGUGUCGGGUGGGUGAAAACCUUUAAAAAUGAUUGUUGGUGUCAGUUGUUAUGUGAAACGUAUAUAUUUUUAUAGCUUUCAAAGGGCACUUACAUUGGUCACCCUGGAUGUAACAAAGUGACGCGAAUGUGAACACUUGACAGUAUAAAGCAAUAGUUUGCACAAGAUGAAAAUUCAGCUGUCAGUGAUUUAUUACAAUACUCUACAACUAUGAACCUUUCUUAAAGGGAUGGAAUCAAAUGGCUAUAAACUGCCAUUGACACUACAUUAAAUUUGCAAAAAUGGCUAUACAGAAAAUGAACAUUUCUGUGGUCAACUUACUCUCACACUCUGAAAAGCGUAAAUAGAUGAAUAUGUGGACCCCUAAAGGGUCAUAAAUUGCAACAAAAGUGGACCAUGUACCUAAGUGUUUGCAACUCUUAAGCUGUAGUAACUGUUGGAAAUAUACUGCCAUUGCUGGAAAAACUAUUUCCUUCAAUAUUGAAGUGUGUCAUGUUAAGCUGGUGUCUGCUGAUGUUCCACUUGUCUCAUCUUUUUCAGCACAAUGUCUGUUUUUGAUUACAUCUUGCCUUUUUCUUUUAGAAAUCUGUAAUGCUUCCAAUUGACCCUUCGCAAAGCCCGCCCCCUUUUGCUAUGUCCGACAUCAGCCAAAGCGCUCCCACUGCACUAUGGAUGUGAAAGUGACUCGGAAUAAAGUAAACAAAAUACAGAUCGAAGCUCUAGCCUAAAGUACUGUGCUUGCUGUAACGAGCAAGCACAUUUAUGAUGAUUAUGACGACUAAGAUUCCACAGUGACAUGACUUUAGCUGGGAUCAUGUGACGGCCAGCAAACAAAUGCAAAGGACCUUUUAAAACGGCAAAAUGCGCAGCCCGUUUAACUCUGUGGUUUGAAUGUCGGACAAAAUGACAAAUAGCAACAGGGGCAUAAUAUCGGCGUUAUGAUUUGUCCGGUCAACUGACAAUCAAACUACACGCCAAGGGUCAAUUAGGAAUAGAGAAAGGGUGACCGAAUAAAUGAUUACUUGAUUGUCUUUAUGGGUUUCUUUUCAUGGGUUGUGGAACAAAUUAUAUGUUGAAUACAAAUAUUUAAUUGCCUACAUAUUGUAUGCACAUCAUGAAGUAACUUGACUGUGUUGGGGGCUUUCUUGCCUUUUUGGCUUAGCAUUAAAAGUAUUAGCUGAGUCAUAAAUGGGAUGUGUCUAAUCACUCUGGAGACAAGAAAAUUCCCUGGUGCAGAAGAUGACCGAUGGCACCACAAGAACUACAUUCCCCUAACCUUCACUAGCGGCUCUCUUUAUCUGCAACAAAGUCCCAAAGAAAAGUCAGAAAUGUACUAUUUUAUGUACUAAUUAUAAUAUUGCACUAGAAUAAUUGACUAUUAUAAUAUUGCUAUAUUUUAUUUUAUAUAAAUCCGAAGUGAGAUCUAGCAUCCACUUGCUGAGAAGUGGAGUUGAGAUGACUUAAGUUGCAGUAGGCUCUUCCUAGCAAAGACAAUGCAUUAUGAAGACGUCGCCAGUUAAUUUUAUUAAUUAAAAUUUAAUUUAAUGUGUUUAACUUAAAUUAGAAAGAACAUGCCUGUAUGGUAACUGGGAAGUUCUCGUUGUGCCCAAGGAGCAUUUUGGUACAUCCUUGUGACCAGUAUGGUCUGGUCCAUGUGCAUCUUGGGACGUGAUUACCACAUUCAAACCACGUCCAAUGUUAUGUCGUCACAACAAAUAAGGGACUUACAAAGUUUUGUUGCUGUACCAAAUGUGCUCCAGUUUAUUUGUCCUUAAAACAUAACUGUUGCAUGCUUUAAAUAAUGGGAAAAAAUGGUUUAUGGCAACCAUGCCUGGUGUGUAAGGUUUGUUUCUGGAGCAAUAACUUAUGUCAAUUACGUAAUUCACGAUUUGCAGAUAAAUUGUCUUCUCAUGUCUGCCAUAGUACACUCAACUGCAGUAAAAUAAACAUAAUUACAUGAAAUUGUAUUUAAAGGAGCCGUAUGUAACAUUGACACCUAGCGGUUGAGCUUGGUAUCUUAGUCCAAAUUCGAAAUAUUGGCAAGGGUUUUUCCCCGCCUCCUCAGACUCCUUACCCUCAUGAUUUGCGAGGCACUGACAGGUGUGUCAUGGAAAGCAUCAAAACUUUAACUGAAAGUUUAACUGAUAAUUUAUACGUUUGCAGUGGUUUUGUUGUUUGGGUUUAUUACUCGAUUAGCAGCUUGUUUGCAGGAGGUUAUGCCUCCAGGGGUCGCAUUUACGGGCCAUACUGCUGUCUCUUUUAACUAACAGAAAAAAAAUGAUAUUCCCCCUUGUAAGUUAUAAUUAUAUAGUAAUUCUUUAAGUUUGCAACGUAUUUGUACCGGAAGGUGAUUGUUUGUUUUCUGCAAUAUGCUGUGAUUGUCGCCAACUGGCAACAGAUGUUUUGAAAUACACAAGUGGGUCAAUCGUCAGUGGGCGGGGUCACACGGAAUAAAACAAAAACAGACAUUCCCGGACGGAAUGCACAUUUCAGAGUGGACAUAUAUGAAUAUAGCAUGUUUCUUAAAUGUCUAUGAACAUAUAAAGGUAUUGAUUUGAUUUAAUACAGUAAAAUUAUUACAUACAGCUUCUUUAAAAUAAAUAUAACAUCAGUCAAAAUAAAUCUGCAUUGUUCCUUCUUUUGGCCUAUUUCAUUGGAGCAAAACAAUUGAAGGAGGAA